AUGGCCGACUCAAGUAUGGUUCCCGACAGCCCUCCGCUUGCUAACGGCACCUCCUGUGCUUCUCCCCCGUCUUCCUCUCGUGCUGCCACAAAAUCCAACUCUCACACAUCCUCGGUCUCAAGUGUUGAUCUUGACAGCGAUGGUAUUAUCAGGGAAUCGUACCAAAGUCGCGGCCUUUCGCCGGAAGUUGCCGGAUUUCUGCUGCACUCCUGGAGGGAGAGCACGAGAGUACAGUAUGGGUCGCAUAUUAAGAAAUGGUUGUCAUUUUGCUUCGGCAGGAAAAUUGAUCUCUUUCAGCCAUCUUCAGCUGACCUUUUAGAUUUCCUCCUUUCCGAAUUUAGGAGGGGUGCAGGUAGGACUUACAGCUCCAUCAACACGUUACGGUCGGCCAUCUCGGCAGUGGCAAGUAUCAAUGGCCAGCCGGCAGGACAACAUCCCUUAGCUACAAGGUUUAUGAAAGCAGUCUUUCAGGUGAGACCGUCCUUACCCCGCUACGGUACGACCUGGGAUCCUCACUUGAUCUUGGAUCACAUCAUAGGUCUUGGGCCCGAUAAAGAUUUGUCCUUGAUUCAGUUAUCAAGGAAGCUAACAAUCCUUAUGUUGCUCCUCUCUGGUCAACGCGGUCAGACUUUACAUAUGUUAGACAUUAGGAACAUGACUGUUUCGGACAGUCGGGUCUCUUUUAGGAUUGGUGAUCCGCUAAAAACUUCUAGGCCAGGUACACACUUGUCAGAAUUGGUUUUCGUAGCCUAUCCCCCAGACAGGAGGUUAUGUGUUGUCACCUCAACGAUGAGCUAUCUAGAACGCACAAACAACAUGCGGGGUUCGCUCACGGGUUUCUUUCUCACAACAAGACCUCCAGUCAAACUGGCUUCACGGGACACAUUACGUCGCUGGACGAAAGAUGUCAUGCGAGCUGCUGGCAUUAAUCUUGGCAUUUUUUCACCUCAUUCUACCAGGUCGGCGUCAGCCAGUAAGGCGGCCCUGCGGCUCCCUUUGUCGACAAUUAUCUCUACUAUUGGCUGGACCAGAGAAUCUACAUUCACGAAGUACUACAGGAAGCCCAUAAUUGAUGCUGGACUGACGUGGAGCUGGUGAAGCGGGCAUCUCGUUUACUACCUCAGUGACGCAGUUAAAUGUUCGUGAAAUUACGAUCAAACAUCAUACUUGGUAAGUAUUCGUU
Messenger RNA from Scylla paramamosain (green mud crab), 1183 nucleotides. RefSeq lists its product as uncharacterized. Gene Ontology annotation, molecular function: DNA binding. Gene Ontology annotation, biological process: DNA recombination; DNA integration. The record is from RefSeq and is a predicted model, not a curated record. Bases 1 to 1098 code for a protein of 365 amino acids. The transcript has 2 exons. NCBI's taxonomy places the organism in Eukaryota, Metazoa, Arthropoda, Malacostraca, Decapoda, Portunidae.